Aquila chrysaetos chrysaetos is the source of this 3277-nucleotide messenger RNA. RefSeq lists its product as uncharacterized. Gene Ontology annotation, molecular function: protein binding. The record is from RefSeq and is a predicted model, not a curated record. Bases 1141 to 2790 code for a protein of 549 amino acids. The transcript is spliced from 9 exons. Lineage: Eukaryota; Metazoa; Chordata; Aves; Accipitriformes; Accipitridae.
AUGGAAUGGUGGUGUCUGCUCAGCUCCUGGCAGAGCUGAAGGGUGCCGGUGAGCUCCGGUGGUGCCAUGGUCAAUGGCUCUGUUUGUCUUGUAGUGCUUGCGCAGUGUUAAUGCUCUUGGAAAGUGUAAACCCUGCUGCUUUUUCUCCCCAAUGGGCUUCUGAAGGCUUGGGGCUCAUAGGGCGAUGCUGAGCCAUGCGUGUUCCUUGGGGUCUUUAGGGCAGAGCAGGGCGUGGGGUCCCAGGUCUACGUGCCCACCCUGUGGUGCUGAUGUUGGCAAGGAUUAAACCUCCUCCCGGUGUUGGCUUUGCGGGGACAUCCUGGCUUAUGUCUGUCCUGCCAUGUGUCAGCCCUGGUGCUGGCCCUAUCCCUGGGCUGUUUUCUUCUGUCCCUGAGCCACUAAUGGUCCCUGCAAGGCAGGACGUGGGUGCUGGGUGCAGCCAGGGUGCUGGGGGGAGGCUGCAUCUUGCCACUCGCUCGCAGAGGGCACUGCUGAGCCGGCUGAGGGCUGCGGGCCCGGGGAACGUGCAGCCAGAUGAGACAUCGUCAACAAGGAAGGAAGAAAGAAAAAAAUCAACAAAAAAAAAAAACCAACCCGGGGAAAAGGGUAUGAACCACCGAAGCCAAACCACGUGUCGUGAGGCGUCUCCCACGGCCGCCCAGCGCGGUGGCACCGGGGACACAGGCCUGUCCCCCAGCUGGAGGGAGCCUGGGAGCUGGGGAGACCCUGAUGAUGCUUCCAGUGAAUGCUCUCUGAGCCUAACGUGGGAUUGCUGAGCUGAAGGCGAUUGUGUUUAAACAGCGUGGUGGGCACAGACUGCAGCCCCGUGUUUGCUCUAGCAGGUUCCUGUUACAGCAGGGGCCAGAUGAGCAGCUACGUGGCCCAAGGGCUGAGUCACCGCCAGAGCGGUGUGAGCAUGAGGCCGAGAGCUUUCUCAGACCCACGUCCGGGUGACGCUGGCAGCGUGACUUCUCGCUGCCUUUAGGGAGGGACUGACCAAACGCCACCGGGGACCAGCUAGAGGUUCCAGCUGCCCGUCGUGUUUGCAAGUGGCAGAACAGCUCCAGCACGCCCGUCCUCUCGCCACUGCACCCAGCAUGGCAGCGUAGAGCUGGGGGCAGAUGGACGGGGUGCAACGGGAUGAGCCCUGCCCUGACCCUGCUUCUGUCACUGGCCAGCUGCACCCUGCUCCGGGGCAUGCCAUUGCCUCCGCGAGACGUGAGGCUGGAGGCACAAAACUUCCACGUCCGCCUGCAGUGGGAGCCGGACCCUGGCUCACCCAGCGGUGCCUCGUACCAGGUGGAGUGGAGGAGACGGAAGGUGCCAAAAAGGAGAAAUCCCUGCAUUUUCUCCAUGGGCAGAACCUCUCGCUGGACCAAGGUGGAUACCUGCUGGGGGAACAGCACCGGCUCCUCCUGGGCAUGUGAGCUGUAUUUUGACAAGAUCCACGAUAUCUACUGGGCAAGGGUGAGAGCGGUGGCUGGAGGCAAGCUGUCUGAGUGGGCCUAUUCCAGCGAACUGCAGCUGUACAGAGACACAAUUGUGGGCCCCCCCAAGUUGUCUUGGCUGCUCCAGGGUCACAUCCUCAACGUAAAUAUCAUCAUGCCACUCACUCCCUACCGAAGCACAAACGGCUCUUACAAGCCAGUCGACCAAGUGCUGCUGAAGCUGUGGUACUGGCUGAAUCUGUACGAAGGCGAUGUGCUUGUCCAGCAAGUGCCCUGCAAACGGAGCAGGGAGGAAGCCCCAUGUACUUUCAGAUACCUGAAGCCCAGCACGCAGUACUGUGUCCGGACGGCAGCCGCGGGCAUGGCUGGGGAGCAGAGCCAGGAGGCCGAGCAGUGCAUGGUGACUCCGGCAGGCCCCACAGGCUUUCCCUGGGUCCUCCUGGCCGUGCUGAGUGGCAUCUUCCUGCUGCUGAGCAUGGCCGGGCUCUGCUUCGUCCAGCUGCACGUCUUCCCCAGUCCCUCGGAGACGCUCCUCCCGAAAACACUUCAGGCUCUCCUGAACAGGGACCCGAGUGUGACCAUCAGGGAGCCCACCCUUGAGCUCAAGGAGGACUCGCUUACCCUGCUCCUGCCAACUGUGCUACCCUCCUGCGGGUCACCUGCAGGUGAGCAGACAACACCCACAGUCCAGCUGCUUGUCGGAGAAAGCCUUUCCCAGGACAUGAGUGGCUACUGUGCCAACGGUUUUGGGCCAGACUGCCACGAGGGAAGGGACCCGUCCUGCACCCACAGCCAGCUGGGGCAUGCCUUGGGCUCCCAGGUCUCAUUGCGGCUGGAGGAGGAUCGGGAAGUGUGUGAUGGGGAUGAUGUGCUGGAGCAGCCGGUGCUGGUGGGACUGACCAGAGACAGCUACACAGGUGACAGGGACUACCGGACAUCGGAGAUGUGGCUCCCCCUGCAUCUCCAGCUUCAUUCUAAAUGCCAGUGCCCAGCCCUGGGAGCGGGCAGUUGGCUACCUCUGCCCACACCGGGCAGGAGCUUCAGCCAGGAGGACUUGCGGGAGAGCCUUGGCAUGGCAAGGCACCGGGUACCGCUCAGCUCCGUGAAGCUGCCGGCCAGUGAGGAGGAGGAUGGAGGGCACCUCGUCCACGCUGUCCAGCCCCUGCCUGGUCUUGGGACUGAGCCACAGCCAGGUGACAGUACCGUGCAGCAGGGUGACUCGGAGCAGGCAGCACCGGGUGUCCCCAGCCCUUGCCAGCUGCCCCAAUUGCCCCCUGACGUCCGACGGGCAGCUGCCUUCUCUGGCUAUGAGCUGCGUCCCCCAGCUGACAGUGAGCCAUAGCAGGCAGGCGGGGGCACACCGGGAGCUCCUGGCACCCAAAUCACAGCACCAAGCAGAGCUCGAGGUGCUGCCCGGAGCUGCCCCGGCCAUGAUGGCUGCCUGCUCAGACCUGCCUGUGCCUUGCUGGGGACAGGACAGGGGCAGGCUCCCGUGCAGGCAGGCACAGGCAUGCUCCAGGUACAGCUGCCACAGAUGGGUGGUGAGAUCAGUAUCUUCAGAGCUUCCCUCUGGUUUUGGUGCUCUUGAAUCAAAGCAUAAGGAAUACAUACCAAAGUUGAAGCCCCAAAACUUUUAUCUAUUUAUCCAUCUAUAUGUGUGUAUAUGUGUGCAUGUAAAGUAUAUAUACUAAUGCAAAUUUAUGUUUAUACUCAAAUAUAUAUAUAAACCUCUUGAAUGAAAGAGGAGAGGUUUUUUUUUUUUCUUUACUUGUCUGGAAAUACUGAUUGUGCACUGGAGCUGUUUUUUAAAUAACACUAAUUUAUUACGG